CGUCGCCAUCGGACACGUAGCAGCGCACUUUUCCAACGAGUUGGUCCCUGGUGCUUUCUGGCGCUCCGCUUUUUUUCAAGUCCAGCGUGUCAAAUUUCGGAUUCAGACGGCCGACCCGGCGCUGAAAAAAAUCUCGCAAUCAGUGGGGUUGGUGUUUUUCUCAUUUGAAUAUAGAAAGGCAUGGUGAAAAGUGAAUCAAAUUUAAAUACGUGGAAAGCGUCAACCAUGAAGUACUCCAGCACCUUUGUUUACACGUUUCUUCUGAUUGCGACUCUGCACGGCGCCACCCAAGCUCGCAUCUACCAAACUUCCGAUGCCAUCAUUACCGAGGCUGAAGAUUUCAGCGGUGGCUUGAAAGGGCGAUCGAUUCAUAAUGACGACGAUGCCGUCUCGUGGGUAUCGUCGGCUUCGCUGCCAAAAUCGGAACCAGUUUCAAGCGGAUCGACCAAACCCGUUCGAGCCUUGCCCAGUGGAACUUACCUCUUGACGGAUCGGACCUGCUGGACACCAGACGGCAAGCUCGGCACCUGCAGUUCCGUCCGUUCCUGCAACCCCAACAUGAAACUUCCAUCGAAAAAUGAGGUGGACUCCGGUAAACUCGGCGCUCGAGGUACCUGCGUCUAUGCCGAACCAGAUGGUAGACAGUCGUACGGAAUAUGUUGCACAGUGAAGCAGGCUCCACCUUUUGGCAGCUUUGGCCAAGGUUCUGGUUUCCCUUUCGCUGUGCCAUCAAAUCCUUGGUGGCCCACUUAUUUCCCUUUCAGUCCAUCGGUGGCAGGUGCUGGAUUCGCCCCCUUACCAACCGUAACUUCUCGGCCUAGCACCACUAGUCCGUGGUGGGUUCCCGAUGCCGUCACCACUUCACGGCCCAGCCGGCCCAGCACUACCAGCCCGUGGUGGGUUCCCGAUGUCGUCACGUCUACGACUUCACGGCCCAGCACAACUAGCCCUUGGUGGGUUCCUGAUUCAGCGACCAGCACCACUGCGGCAAAACCUGUCACCACCAGUACUUCUACCAAAAAACCCAGCACCACUAGUCCAUGGUGGGUUCCUGAAAGCACGACGUCCAAGCCCGGCGUUGUGCCCAGCACCACUCCCGUUGUUGUCGAUUCGGGCCCUAGCGACAACAAUGUGGCCUGUGGAGCCGGACCGAAACGAACGUUGAGCGCAGACGAACAGGAACGGAUUGUCGGCGGGACGACUGCCACCAGAAACUCGUGGCCUUUUGUCGUUGCGCUGUUUAGCAACGGCCGGCAUUUCUGUGGAGGAUCACUGAUGGAUUCCUCGCACAUUUUAACUGCUGCUCAUUGUAUCGCUCAUAUGUCGUCGACCGAUGUGUCCCGCUUGGAAGUGGCGCUAGCCAUGCACACCCUGAGACCUUUCGAUUCGCAAGCUGUGCGCAAGAGAGUUCGUCGAAUCGUUCGCCACAAGGGAUUCAACGCAGUUACUCUGUACAAUGAUGUCGCCAUUCUGACGCUGGAUUCACCUGUUCAAUUUUCAGCGGCCAUUGCUCCGGUUUGCUUGCCACCGAAAGGCAGCAACGAACAGUUCGUCAGUAAAGAGUCCACCGUUGUUGGAUGGGGAGCCUUAAAAGAAGGUGGUCGCCAGCCAGAUGUGUUGCAACAGGUGACCGUCCAAAUCCAGUCGAAUGCGGAGUGCACGAAGAACUACGGAAAAGACGCACCGGGAGGAAUCGUCGAUCACAUGAUAUGCGCCGCUUAUCCUGGCAAAGACUCGUGCAGUGGUGACAGUGGAGGCCCAAUGGUUACACAGACGUCUGCCGGCUCUCCUUGGAUACAAGCUGGUAUUGUAAGCUGGGGAAUCGGUUGCGGAAAAGCUCCCUAUCCAGGAGUUUACAGUCGCGUUACAUCCUUCUUGGACUGGAUACAUAAGAACUCCCAAUAGCACUUGCGAUUUUG
This is a messenger RNA of Daphnia pulicaria, 1919 nucleotides long. RefSeq names its product transmembrane protease serine 9-like. NCBI's taxonomy places the organism in Eukaryota, Metazoa, Arthropoda, Branchiopoda, Diplostraca, Daphniidae. The record is from RefSeq and is a predicted model, not a curated record. Gene Ontology annotation, biological process: proteolysis. The coding region runs from base 181 to 1905 and encodes 574 amino acids. The transcript has 10 exons. Gene Ontology annotation, molecular function: serine-type endopeptidase activity.